CGUUUUCUUUACCCGACGCACGCACGAACACACGCACGCGCGUCUCCGCCUCGCCGACCCGCGUUCCAUUCCAAGCCACACACACACGCACACACGCACACAUACACACACGCAAACACCGUGUGUGCGCUCGCCGCCGUUUGGCUUGGCUCUCUCACCCGUCAGUCUCGUACCGAUCGGCCGGCUAUUCGUUUCGUUACUGUCGCCGCAAUAAUAUUCGAUCGGAACAAAAAAUAUAAUCUUAAUAUUAUUAUUAUCGUCGUUGUUGUUUAUUAUUAUUUAUUAUAAUCAUCAUCGUCAUCGUCAUCGCUGUUGUUAUUAUUGACAUACGCUAUACAAAUACAUAAUUACACAUUUUGGUUAAAAUAGUGCGUGUGUCGAGUGCAUAAUAUCUAAUAUCAUAAUAAUAUUGUCAUGUGUGACCAGUUUGGUCGUUGUCACCCGUUCCAAUCUUUCCGAUCGCACGUCACGUGUUAGGAGGAAUAUCUGUUGAGAAAAUAUUCAUAAUUUACGUUAAAAUUACCGUCGUGUUUUCGGUAUUUUCGUUUAAAGUCGACGACACGUGGUGUAUAGCGCAGUGCGUAACGGUAUCGUUCACACGAUCACUGCAAUAAUAUUAUUAUUAUUGUGUUGCCUGUGUGGUAGCGGCGCGAAAUGACCACCUUGUACAAUUCCGUGGCUGCAGCUGUCGUUGUUAACGCCGUCGCCGGCAGCGGUGCAUUAUAACGACGACGACGGCGGCGGCGGCAUCGUCUUGGACGACGCCGCACGGACGACAACGGUCGGCCAGACACGGAUGCGUCCGGAAAACGUGGUGCGCACGCCGCGAUCACAUAUCAAGGUGCCGCCGCCGCCCCGCGCGCGUCACGCCGGCCGCCGGCGGACCAGCGCAGUAUUCGGUUCGGCGGGUCGGCGGAAGUAGUGGCCACCAAAUGCGAGGCGGCGUUCACGUGUUUUAUGUUCAUGUUCAGGAGGAGACGGACGGCAUUAGCUAAACGCUUGUGGAAGGCACGGGUGCGCCGAGACAAUGAAGCCAGGUGUGCGGAAAAGACCUCCUCGGCGUCCGCCGCGGCCGCUCAGCCACCGGUAGCAGCGGCGGCGACGUCACCUCCGUCCGCGCACCCUUCCCCGCCAGUCGAGUCGGACGAACGGCAGUUCCGCAACGCGCUGUUCAAGCGGCUGGACGACAGGCAGCUGGAGACGCUGCUCAGGGCCGUGGACACCGGUGGCGUGGACGCGGCCGAGUGCGUGGCCGUCCGGCCGUUCCUAUUCGCCGAUCCGGCGGUCAUAUGCUGUCGACUGUGGCGGUGGCCCGACCUCAGGACCGUCGAACAGCUUAAGAGCACACCCUCCUGCCAGACGGCCAAACAACCCGACAUGCUGUGUUGCAACCCGUUCCACUGGAGCAGACGAUGCGAAAUCGAACGACCUCCGCCGCCCUAUUCAAGGUUCGUGAAGGAAAAACUAAAACCCGAAGAUCGUGCACCCAGUGAAUGUAGUUGGGAUAGUAAUGAUGACGAUCUUCGUGGUUCGUUUAGCACUGACGGUGACGAAAAACAAAACGAACUUGAGUGGUGUAAAGUGGCAUACUGGGAACUAUCGCAACGAGUCGGCAGACUGUUUCCCGUAGAAACAAAAUCCGUGAAUGUGUUUUGGAACGUUCCACUUGGCACGGGUCUAUCUCUAGCCGCCCUUACUCAACAUCAUUUUUCACCCGCGCAGGGCCCUCCAGAGUCUGUACUCAGGAACAGGACCAAAAUUGGACAAGGUCUAGCUCUGAGCCGAGAAGAAGACGGCGUGUGGGCAUACAAUCUGAGUGACUGGCCGAUGUUCGUUAAUUCGCCAACGCUGGACGAUCCGGACAGCAAGUCUUAUCUGGUUUUUCGCGUACCGUCCGGCCACUGUCUGAACAUAUUCACUGGCAACCCGCACGGCGAUCGAAUACGCUAUUCAAACGGCGCUAGAGUCGGACCCGUCGACCCGAACGCCGUACGCAUCAGUUUCGCCAAAGGAUGGGGACCCAAGUACUCCCGGCAGGAAAUCACGUCCUGUCCGACUUGGAUCGAAGUUUUGCUCGAUCCUUGCAGAUGACACAGGGUGACCGAAAACGGAAUCUGAGAUGGCAAUGUUAUUCUCAAAUUCCCAAACUAAACACUAGUUAUAAAGACUAAUUUUAUUGAAUUUGUGACUCAAACCAAAUUGUGUUAAACAUGUGCGUUUAAGUUUCAUGUUUGUCGAUCUUGUUUGUACAAUACUAUUGUGUAUACGAGAUCUUUAAGCAAACUAAAUUAUUGUUUUUUUUUUUUAAUUUUAAUUUUUGUAAAAACAAAGGAUACCAUUGUGAUAUUAGUUCAGCGUCCUUAACGACAGCUCUUUUUGUUAAGGGUACGAUGCUAUUUUCAACACGUAAGGGAAACUAGAGCUUAAUGACAUCCACAUUCCAUGAAUUAAUAUUUUGAAAAAUUACCUUUUCUCCUUUAAACCCGUUUUUACAGAUAGUUCCUCCUCCAAUUUAAUAUAAACUAGGUUUUUGUAAUUUUUUUUUCGUGAUCUAGUCAGGAUAUUUAAAAUUGACUGUUGAUCAAAAUUGGUUAAGGAAUUCAAAUAGAAUAGCGAAUACUAAAAGAUUGUAAUUUAAUACUAAUGUUUUUUGGCAA
Myzus persicae (green peach aphid) is the source of this 2657-nucleotide messenger RNA. RefSeq names its product mothers against decapentaplegic homolog 6 (gene Dad). NCBI's taxonomy places the organism in Eukaryota, Metazoa, Arthropoda, Insecta, Hemiptera, Aphididae. The coding region runs from base 958 to 2091 and encodes 377 amino acids. Gene Ontology annotation, molecular function: I-SMAD binding; transcription regulator inhibitor activity. The record is from RefSeq and is a predicted model, not a curated record. The transcript is spliced from 5 exons. Gene Ontology annotation, cellular component: heteromeric SMAD protein complex. Gene Ontology annotation, biological process: anatomical structure morphogenesis; transforming growth factor beta receptor signaling pathway; SMAD protein signal transduction.